Molecule: messenger RNA, 669 nt
Organism: Phaeoacremonium minimum UCRPA7
Lineage: Eukaryota; Fungi; Ascomycota; Sordariomycetes; Togniniales; Togniniaceae
Product: putative dsba oxidoreductase protein
Exons: 1
Coding region: 1-669 (222 amino acids)
Molecular function (GO): oxidoreductase activity
Source: RefSeq, a predicted model, not a curated record
AUGACAAACUUCGAUGUUCAAAUCGUCUCGGACACCAUCUGCCCCUGGUGCUACCUGGGUCAGAAACGGCUCGGCCAAGCCAUCGAAAUCUACAAGAAAACGUAUCCCGGGGCCCAAGGUGACACUUUCACAAUCAGUUGGCAUCCAUUCUAUCUUGAGCCAGACGCCCCCAAGGUUGGAGUGAGCACGUAUGAGAGAAUGAAUGAGAAAUUUGGGGAGGCCCGCGCGGAGACAAUGCGUGCACAGCUGCAAAAGCUUGGCAAGCUCGAUGGUAUUGACUACACAUUUCGGGGCAAAAGGGGUAGCACAAGAGACUCACACCGUGUCAUCUAUCUUGCUGGCCAGAAGGGCCCUGAAAUCCAAAACAAGGUCGUUGAGGAGAUUUUCAAGAGCUACUUUGAGAAUGGUGGGGACCUGACAUCCCAGAAUAUGCUUACUGAAGCUGGCGUGAAAGGCGGCCUCGACAGGGAUGAGGUUAGCUCGUAUUUAGAGGAAGGGAAAGGAGGCGACGAGGUGGACAAAGAAGUACAGAGAGCAUACGGGAAAUUCAUUCACGCGGUCCCUAAUAUUGUCAUCGAGGGCAAAUACCAGGUCCAAGGCGCAGAUGAUCCAGAUGAGUUGGCGGAGGGCUUCGCAAGACUCAAGAAGGAAAAGCAGGGCCUUGAAUAG